AUGGCGCCUUUUCAACAGCUUGAAAUGUCGGAACAAGCUCAAGCGUCUACACGCAAAGUACUCGGCGAUCGCACCAUCUACCUUUCGCGCCAGACACCGAAGACGGACGGUGAUUCAGUACUAGCAGACCUCGGCUCGGCAAGGUUCGGGCAAGAACAGUACGAAGGUGACAUUAUGCCGUUGGUCUACAGAGCCCCAGAGGUUAUUUUGGGUAUGAGAUGGUCUUCGAAAGUAGACAUAUGGUCAGUCGGUGUCAUGGUGUGGGAUCUGCUCGAAGGGAAGCGCUUAUUCUUAAACAAGAAAGAUGGAGUCAACGACGAUGAGCAGCACUUGGCAGAGAUGGUUGCCCUCAUCGGCCCACCGCCUCUGGAGUUUCUGCGAAGAAGUGAGAGAUGUGCUCGCUAUUUCAGUGAAUCCGGUAAAUGGCUGGGGUCUGUCGCAGUUCCGACAACGUCUCUGGAAGAACGCGUAACCCAGUUGGAGGGCCAAGACAAAGCACUGUUGCUAGGCUUCGUCCGCCGCGCUUUGCGCUGGCUGCCAGAAGAACGGCCACCCGCUGACGAAAUAGUGUAUGACGAUUGGCUGAUGCAGCGGUAUUCAGAGCUUGAUGCGUGA
Molecule: messenger RNA, 615 nt
Organism: Beauveria bassiana ARSEF 2860
Lineage: Eukaryota; Fungi; Ascomycota; Sordariomycetes; Hypocreales; Cordycipitaceae
Product: protein kinase, putative
Exons: 3
Coding region: 1-615 (204 amino acids)
Biological process (GO): protein phosphorylation
Molecular function (GO): ATP binding; protein kinase activity
Source: RefSeq, a predicted model, not a curated record